AUGGAUCACUACCUAACAGUGCGCAAAUGGGAGCCUGACUUUAAGGCGUCGGAAGCCUUUGAAACCUCUACCGCUGUGUGGGUCAGGUUUCUGGAGCUUCUGAUAGAAUAUUUUCAAGAGAAGGUGCUCUAUGCAAUAGCCAGACAGAUUGGAAAACCCCUUAAAAUUGAUAUGACCACCGCCAUGGCUACCAGAGGUCGCUUUGCUCGGGUGUGCAUUAAAGUGGAUCUAAGCAAACCAUUAUGCCCUAGAUUCAUAUUAGGCAAUAAAAGUUAUAAUAUAGAGUAUGAAUCCAUCCACUCAUUCUGCUUUCACUGUGGCAGGGUUGAUCGUCGCAAAGAACUGUGCAAAUAUCAAGCGGCGAACCACAAAUCACAAGAGGAUCACUGGAACAGGCCGCCGGAGGAGGAACGACCACUAGCCGUUACAGGAAAUACGGAUCAAACUACAACAACUACAACGUCUACCUCUGGCACUAACGGUAACCUGCAACAAAUAAACAAAGAAGAUGAUACAUAUGGACCUUGGAUGAUGGUCACCAAAAGAUCUCGGAAGGUCACAAUUCAUAGAAAGGCCCAACCAUCUGGGUCAAGCCCAAACACAAAUAGGUUCACAGAAUUGGGUAAAGGCAUCCAAUAA
Camellia sinensis is the source of this 639-nucleotide messenger RNA. RefSeq lists its product as uncharacterized. NCBI's taxonomy places the organism in Eukaryota, Viridiplantae, Streptophyta, Magnoliopsida, Ericales, Theaceae. The record is from RefSeq and is a predicted model, not a curated record.